Apiotrichum porosum is the source of this 1074-nucleotide messenger RNA. RefSeq lists its product as uncharacterized. Gene Ontology annotation, biological process: mitochondrial proton-transporting ATP synthase complex assembly. Lineage: Eukaryota; Fungi; Basidiomycota; Tremellomycetes; Trichosporonales; Trichosporonaceae. The record is from RefSeq and is a predicted model, not a curated record. The transcript is spliced from 3 exons. Bases 1 to 1074 code for a protein of 357 amino acids. Gene Ontology annotation, cellular component: mitochondrion.
AUGCUUCGCUCGUCCCUCGUUCGUCUCCCGCGCUCGAUUGCGUCGUCUUCGCGUCUCCCAACUCGCGCACUGAGCUCUACGGCUGCUCGCUCGGACCUUCUCUCCAAGCUGGAGGAGCAGAUCACCCCUCGCGAGCUGGUCGAGAAGAAGCGCAAGGAGUUUGAGGCCAAGUAUGGCGACAAGCUCAAGAACAAGGCUGCUGCUGAGGGCGUGUCUGACCUUGACGAGCUGAAAGAAAAGGUCAAGGCCCCAAGUGUUAUGGCCAAGAUCAAUGCUCAGCGGUGGGCCGAGGAGGAGGCUGCCAAGGCCGAGGCUAAGCGCGAGGCUGAGGAAGCUGCUCGCAAGGCGGCCGCCAAUAUGAAGGCAGAGGACCUGUCAGCAAAGAGGGAGGCUGCUCGAGCUGCCCAAGCAGAGGGUGACCGUGCUGGUGUCAAGGCGAUUGCCAACAUCUGGACCACCUACCACACCACCCACGCGACCCUUGCCAACUCGUUCCUCUCGGCCUCGCUCCCCACUCCCACUUACGAGUCCAUGCUCCAGGUCGCCAAGGCCAACCCCUUCUUUGUCCUUCCUCUUCCCCGCGACAGCAGCGACGGUGGCGACGCCUUUGAAAUGUUCUACAUGCAGUGGCUCUUCCACCCUUCGCCUACUCCUCCUCCUGACGUCAAGAACAACGGCCCCCUUCCUCCUGUCGCCAGCGUCAUCUUCACCCCUCUCGCCGAGUUCAAGUCGGCCGGCGAGUGGGCUGAGCCGUUCCUCACCCUCACCUUCUAUUCGGACCUCGCCCGCAGCCACAACACCGUCCUCAUGCGCGGUGAGAUCAGUCCCGAGUCUGCCAAGGGUCCCAACGGCAGCCUCGACAACCCGGGCUUCCUCCUCGCCCAGCCCCAGGCUCAGCUCCUGGCCCUUGCUCUCCAGCGCUUCUACUGCGCCAACCUUGCUGUCCCCGGCGAGGACUCGAAGGCCAAGCAGGAGCGUAUCCAGCGCCACCAGGCGCUCUCCGACUUCCGCGAGAAGCCGGAGCAGUGGGACUGGCAGAACCUCAUCGGCAUGGCGUACGCCGGCAUCGCCUAA